Messenger RNA from Striga asiatica, 633 nucleotides. The record is from the annotation of a GenBank genome assembly. Lineage: Eukaryota; Viridiplantae; Streptophyta; Magnoliopsida; Lamiales; Orobanchaceae.
AUUUAAUCUUUUUCCCUGAAUACAAGCUAAUAAGCUAUACAUAUCCUCCAGCAUACAGGUAACAAAAUAAUAAGCAUCAUCAGCUGCAGUGAAAAAUUGCAGAGAGGAUCACAAGCUAAUUACACGCACAGUAAGGGUGCGAGUGUGAGAGAGAUGUCGGACGAGGAGCACCACUUCGAGUCGAAAGCCGACGCCGGCGCCUCCAAAACUUACCCUCAGCAAGCUGGAACCAUUCGUAAGAACGGCUACAUUGUCAUCAAGGCCCGCCCUUGCAAGGUUGUUGAAGUUUCCACUUCUAAAACCGGAAAGCACGGUCAUGCUAAAUGUCAUUUUGUCGCCAUUGAUAUCUUCACCGGUAAAAAGCUGGAAGAUAUUGUCCCCUCCUCUCACAACUGUGAUGUUCCCCACGUCACUCGAACUGAUUACCAACUGAUUGACAUCUCUGAAGAUGGAUUUGUGAGUUUGCUGACUGAAAAUGGUAACACCAAAGAUGAUUUGAGGCUGCCAACUGACGAGAACCUUCUCACCCAGAUCAAGGAUGGUUUUAACGAGGGUAAGGACUUGGUGGUGAGCGUGCAGUCAGCAAUGGGGGAGGAGCAAAUAUGCGCUCUCAAGGACAUUGGUCCCAAGUAG